GCUCAUGAGCAGCGUGAAGAACAACGUGGGGAGGGGGCUCAACGUGGCGCUCGUUAACGGUGUGAGCGGGGAGCUCAUCGCCGCGCAGGCCUUCGACAUGUGGGCCGGAGACGUCAACGAGCUGCUCAAGUUCCUGCGGCCGCUGCACGAGGGGACCCUGGUGCUCGUGGCCUCCUACGACGACCCGGCCACCAAGCUCACGGAGGAGACGCGGCGGCUGUUCGCGGAGCUGGGCAGCGCCGUGGCGGCCGAGCUCGCCUUCCGCGACAGUUGGGUGUUCGUGGGCGCCAAGGGGGUGCGCGACAGGAGCCCCUUCGAGCAGCACGUGCGCAACAGCCGCGGCGCCAACAAGUACGAGGGGUGGCCGGCGGCGCUGCGCAUGGAGGGGUGCAUCCCGCGGCGCGGCGCCGAGCCCUGACGGCACCGCGACGGCGGCACCGCGACGGCGUCACCGCGACGGCACCGUGACGUCACCGCGACACCCCCACGAUGUCACCGCGGCGGCGCCGUGACAUUGGCAGGUCGCCGUGACAUCAGCGCGGCACCGCGACAUCACGCGGGGGUCCCUGUGAUGUCACCG
Molecule: messenger RNA, 580 nt
Organism: Nothoprocta perdicaria
Lineage: Eukaryota; Metazoa; Chordata; Aves; Tinamiformes; Tinamidae
Gene: FAM3A
Product: family with sequence similarity 3 member A
Exons: 5
Source: RefSeq, a predicted model, not a curated record